AUGAUCCAGUGGUCAUAUGGUGAUAUUACAGGAAAUGGCACCCUGCUGAAUGACAGAAUGAGUUGAAUAUUAAUCAUUUCCCAAGACAAAGUGCAGUACUUUUGUAGGCUACGACAAUACACCCAUUGACGCUAUGAUAAGAUGAUUACACAUAUCUCAAAAAUAGAAUUCAAUUAAGGAUUGUUGUUUAGAUUGUGUAUAAUGUUCAGUACUGAUGGUUGAGGAGGGAGUGGUUGUUGAGAAGUGGCGUUGAGGACAUUGAUGCCACUUCCUCUGUCUUUAAAAGUCAUAACGACAGAGAGACAGCAGUACCCAGGGGUUAAGUGACGGAUAUGUUACUGCGCUGGUAUCUACUGUUGAUCUGUCUCAGUGCAUCAACCACAGCAGCAGGUAAUAAGACAAACUGUGUUUUUUCUCACAUAAUUGUAUGUAGAAUCACCGGUUUGGGCUCUGUUAAGCCUUUUUGCACCAGGAGCAAAGUUUACACUAUGUGCAAAGUUUGCACCUGUUUUUUCAGAUGGGUAUUAAACAUUUGGAGACUAAAAUUACAUAGUAGGGUAUAGUGCCCUACUAUGUAUGUAGAUAUAUAUGUAGAUAAAAUACAAUUUGAGCUUUGUUUUUGGUGUUUAACCCUUUCUGGGGGGAAAACGGGUUCAGCCUUUCAGCUAUGAUGUUUUGUUUUGAGUAGCAAAAUCUUAAUCUAUGUAUUACACUGCAUCUCCGAAUCAUGGUUUACCUUUUCGUUCACCUCUUUUCUAUAGAAACUAUCCUCUGGGUGAAUACAGGGGCGCAGUUUACCAUUAAUUGCUCCACCACUCUAAAAGACCAGGAUGGAAUGUACCUGUAUGUUGGGCUGGACAGAGACAGGGAGGUGUUGUAUUACCACCAACGUGACUCCAAGAUGACCCCCAGGAAAGGCUACUGGGACAGAGUGAAGACUGAGGGACCUAUGGACCAACUGACCAUCACCAUCAUUAACCUGACCAUAGAGGACACAGGAGUCUACUGGUGUGUUUACAAAAAAGUCAACAAAUCCACAUUUGAAAAUGUUAUCAACCAAGGCAGAGGCUCUACUCUGGUUGUGGUGAAUGGUAGGUGUAUGUUUACACUCCAGAUGUGAUGUGUUUUACUCUUACAUUUUAGUCAUUUAGCAGACGCUCUUACCCAGAGCAAUUAGGGUUAAGUGCCUUGCUCAAGGGCACAUCGACAGAUUUUUUACCUCGGCUCGGGGAUUAGAACCAGUGACUUUUCGGUUACUGGCACAAUGCUCUUAACCACUAAGCUACCUGCCUCUUCUAAAUCGACAGUCAAUUUCACAUGCUGACAAAAAUAGUGUAAUCUAGAAUCCAGACUAGUGUUGAUCAAUCUGUGGUUCAUGGACUGGCAGCGGUCCCUGAGGUAUUCCAGACCUAUUUAGUUAGCUCUCAAGUGUUAGUUUCAAUCUAAACAACCAUAGCCUGCUAGUCCAGAUACAAAUAAGCUGAGAAACACUGUUCUUCAGUGGCUUUUCUUUUCUAAAAUUCUGUCUCUGAUAGUUAUUCUGUGUGAGUGCUGCAGCAUACUGAUUAGAUUUCCCCAUUUGGUAAUGUCUUCCAUAGACAAUGCCCUACAGCUGCCAUGCCCUACAGCUACUGCGGUAACGCUGACCCCCUUUCACCCAGCCGACGAAAAGCCGUGCUUAUCUGGCUGGGUAAACAUCAUUAUCAUCACCAGCAUCUUGACCAUCCUGCUGUGUGCUGUCAUCUUCCUCAUCUGGGUCACUCCACAGGUGAGUGUGCUGAAGGUUGCCCGGGUGAUGGGUCAAUCACAUGUAUCUGUCUAACUCUUUCAAAACAUUGUCCUUUAUUAACAAGUUGUCCUAGUCCUACUAAACACUUUGGGAGCAUAAUAACAGUAUGCAGAUCUACAUUUUGUUCUAAACUCUGUCAAAACACAAUGUCCUUUCAAUGCCAGUCAUCGUAGUGACUGAAAUGGACAAAGGGCAAUUCAGAUACAUUAUUUUUGAAAUCAAUGUCCAAGAAUAAUUAAAGUGGUUGAAUUAGUAAAAAUGAUUGAUUGAUUGUAGCGCAUUAGAAGAUAUGAAUGAAGCAACAUUCCUGUUUCACAGGUGAAGAGGUGCUGUAACCAGGGAGGAUACACACCCCAGGUCUUUCCUGACUCGAUCUAUGUAGACAUGCGCAAGAAUCGCUUUCCUCCACCAGCCACACAGCAGGUAGAAUCAGACCCCUAUUCUGUGUCUACCAAAGGAGGACGUAGGACUACUGAGUAGCAUCUUCAAAUGCUUUCUCUGAAUAUUGCUUCUUUGCUUUCUCAGAAUUGA
Molecule: messenger RNA, 2320 nt
Organism: Coregonus sp. 'balchen'
Lineage: Eukaryota; Metazoa; Chordata; Actinopteri; Salmoniformes; Salmonidae
Source: the annotation of a GenBank genome assembly